GACAGCAUACACACGAUAUUAACCACGACGAUGACGACCCUCGCGACGUCGUUUGUCGCGAUCGUCGCGGUCCUCAACGGCAUUAUUUUACUCGGCUCGAUUUCACCCGUCUCGGCCAUUCGGAGUUUAUCGUUCAAACGCGAGCUCGGCAAAGAUUUCCUACUGUUCAGUCCGAGUGCCGUCAAAAAUAGCACCGUCUAUUACGGCGUGUGUGACGGGGACGGCAAGUACGAAGAUAAAAGUCGACUAGAUUGUGUGCUGUACCGCGUGAAGGGAGAUUUCUCGGGUGACACGAAGGAAGACAAGUGCGACCUUACGAUCCAGUGCGAGUUCCGCGGCAUACUCAUAACGGAAUUGAUUAAAAUCGAUCCGCUUGGCAGAGAUCGAGCGAUUGUGCGUUGGGUCGAGAGAGUAGGAUGGAAGAAACCGUUCAAACAUAGAUUCCGACUCAGCAUCGUCGACUUUUCUAAUUGCAAAGUCACAACGACCAGUGCCUCGCAAGAUCUCGACCGCUUGAUGGAAGGACACAUUAUCGAUGAACGCUCACGGUCGGAAGUUGUGAAAGGCAUUGACAACGUCAAUUUUAAAUAUGAUGAUCCGGCGCGGUUUGAUUACAACUGGCCGAUGUAUCAGAAAGGAGAAGAUGAUUUUGAAAUUGUGUCAAUUCUCUACGGUGAUGAGUUAGUCUCGAAUGAAUCGUCAAUCGAUUACGUGGAAGUUCUUACAGCAUCGAUCGGUGCCGACGGAGUUGUUGCAAAGGUCGACACGUUGCUCCCUCGCACUUUUCCCCCUCCCACUCUGCUUAUUUAUCCAUUGUCGAAGGACCAAGGCUAUUUGUAUAUAACUACGAGCGAAUCCCCGGAAGAUUUAAGAUGUUGUAACAACAUGACUGUGGCACUUAUCCAGCCCGACGGUCAAAGGCGUAAUUUGACUAGCAUCCAGAACGUUUUCCGCGUAGGUUACGCCUCGGUCUCGUUGGCCAACGGAAUGAUCGGCAUAUGCGUUCCGCAGAACUACACGACGACGCAAUGCACGCAGUUCAGGCUCGACGACCAAGAGAUCAAAUGGUUUCCGGUCGGCCUCUAUACAGAAAAUCCAUACUACAUUUCUGGGAAUAGACGAGACAUCUACAACUUGCCCCGAGGCGAAGGAUUUCUAACUAAAAACGCUCGCGACAUUUUUAAACUUACUGACCCGUAUCUGCUGAAAAUAGGUCUGGAUGGAAAAGUCAAACAAUUAUUAUACCCCGAAAUAUACUGUAAGGGAGACGACUGGGAGCCGUUGAAAGAUAAUAUUGAAGCCGCAUUCAAUAAAAUUUUCGAAGACGAUCGGGGUAAUUAUUGUCUUAGCACUACUUGCCUGCUAUAUGACUACGAAAGCUACAAAAGACAAAAUCCUCAUUAUGUAAAUCUACAAUCGACGUGUUUCGAACCGAAAGAUUUUGACUAUGGUGUAAAGUAUGAGCCGAUCGCAAAAUACGAGAAUGGUUACCCAAGAAAAGGUGAAGAACUAGACGAUGGCCUAAUCAACUAUGAUCUUCUGAUCAAGUAUUGUAAAGAUUGUGAAUGAUCAUAUUAUUUACAAUUCAGUUACCGAUUUAUCUGUUUACACAUUUUUCUUACUUCAUUUCAAAAAACUUUAAAUUCUUAUUUUUAAUGAAACUGUUCGAAGAAUACAUGUGAGUUUUUUCAGAUUGUUUGAAAAUAUUUUAGGUUUUUCAAUGUCUGGUCCUUUAUAAAUAAAAUAUAACAAAACAUUUUGUA
Trichogramma pretiosum is the source of this 1763-nucleotide messenger RNA. RefSeq lists its product as uncharacterized. The transcript has 2 exons. Bases 31 to 1569 code for a protein of 512 amino acids. NCBI's taxonomy places the organism in Eukaryota, Metazoa, Arthropoda, Insecta, Hymenoptera, Trichogrammatidae. The record is from RefSeq and is a predicted model, not a curated record.